CUACCAUCAUAUCACAAUUGGCACCUCCGGUCCUCCAUCUUUCAUGCAUGCAAUGUGUAUUUGGGGGUACCAGUCUUAUCAACACCAACUGUAUUAACCACCACCUGUCUAUAACGGAAGGCUCCCUGGACAAUUUGGAGAUUAGCUGUACUCACUACGUACUUGUGCAGAUGAUCCGUGCAUAGAACUAUCUGAUUCAGGGUUUUCCUGUCUUUAUAGGCUUCUGUAUUAAGAGAUCUAAAGCAUCUUAAUUUCUGAUGAUCUUCAAACCCAGAAAUCCGAUACAUGCAUUCAGAAUCUUAUCUUUGUAGCUCUAGGUAUAUGGCACCCCCAAAUCUUCAUGCUCUUGGAGUUUUGCCCAACUCUUCCAACGGCCUUGGUCACUCACCCGGCUCCAUUCGACGAGCUCUUUUGCACCAACGACAAGAACAAAGGGUUCACAAGGUCUCGGAGGCAUCUCUAAGGAUGUUGGACGCGUAUGGCACUGCUCAAGAUGUUCUCUUACUCGUCAAAAAACAACUCAAAGAUCUUCAAUUUACGUUAAGUCGGGGGUGCAUUGGUGAGCCGGAAAUUGGCAACAGGAUUGCAGCUUAUAAUCUCGGUAGAAAGACGUUGAAGAUAGAAACAUUGAAUCGCUUGAAUUCUUUAAAAGGCAUGAAGAUAAAAGGUAUGAGGAACAAGUGCAUUAAUCUGCACCUCUCAUCAAUAGAUGACAACCUUAAAGGAGUUGUGAAUGUGCUGAAGGAAGUGAGAAUGACUGCUAUUUCUAUAAUGGAGGUACUGUUGUCCCUCAUUUCCAUAUCGUGGCUAGAUCACAAAUCGGCUAAAUGCUCGUUUGCUUCGAGGCUUGUUCGCCUUAAUGGACAUAGACUGAACAAUAUUUGCGAUUUGAUGGCGCUCCAGGAUACGAAUAAAAGACUGGAGGCCGUGGAGAUUGCCAUUGAAGAUCUUGAAGCGGAGUUGGAGUGCAUGUUUAGGCGUUUGAUUCAGACAAGAGUUUCACUCCUCAACAUUCUAACAAACUAGCUAGCUGAAUGGAUGCAUGCAUGCAACACUACUGGAAAUCCCAUCUGAUCUCUUCAUGUGUCAGUGGACAUGCAAAGACAAUCGACCAAAGACAACCUUAGAGGCUAUUAAACUGUGAUCUGCUUCCGCAAAAGUUCAAAUUUUGCGCACGUUCAUUUUUGCAUAUAUCGUCCUGUGAUCGCUCACAGCCUAAAUAAAUCUUUGCAGGUAUCCGGGCAGUUUAUAACCAUUUAUAUUUUAUUGGGCUUAUAUCUGACGAGUGAUGAAGACAAGGGAAGGCGACAUUUUGUUUACCAUGCGUAAUCAGCUUUUGAUUUAUUAUGGUCAUCAGAGAGGUCAUGAUUGUCCCACGUAUGUGGAUGCCUCGUGAGGUAGCUUGUUUCAAUAUUCAAACGGUUGUUUCAAUACCUAAUUUAUUUCCUGUAUAAAAAAUGCUUGUUUGG
Messenger RNA from Juglans regia (Persian walnut), 1469 nucleotides. RefSeq lists its product as uncharacterized. The record is from RefSeq and is a predicted model, not a curated record. Lineage: Eukaryota; Viridiplantae; Streptophyta; Magnoliopsida; Fagales; Juglandaceae. The transcript has a single exon. Gene Ontology annotation, biological process: root development; shoot system development. Bases 286 to 1026 code for a protein of 246 amino acids.